This is a messenger RNA of Parasteatoda tepidariorum (common house spider), 3106 nucleotides long. The record is from RefSeq and is a predicted model, not a curated record. NCBI's taxonomy places the organism in Eukaryota, Metazoa, Arthropoda, Arachnida, Araneae, Theridiidae.
AAUGUUUACACGAAACCAUCCAAAAAACAAAAAAUAAGGAUUUAAAAAAAUGCAUAGUUAAAGGGUUGGAAAAGACUGAUAAGUUGAAUGAGUCGUCACGUGGUUAAGAAGAGGAGGAGACUUGGUUGCCGUUGGCAACUAAAGUAAAAAAAAGGGGAAAGCCCUAGCAUAAAGCACACAACACACACAUCUUUUUCUCACAGUUGUAGAUAUGUUUAUUCCCUGACUCUUAGGUAGUGUAUUUGUCUCUUUUCAGAGCCCGAAAGAAGACUCCUACGUCAGCCACCGAUAGGGGGCUUCUGUGCAGGCGGCCGAUCGGGGCCGGUGGUCGGCGGUAGAAGUCAUUUGUGGCCGCCUCAUGCGAGGCUAGGCCUCAGCUCCCGCCUUGAGCAUUCCUUUUUAACCAAAACAGUCUCUCGUGAGAGUGUGGCCGCUUCUCUGCGACAACUUUACAGAGAUCCUCCACAAAGUAGUAACGAGUUUGCCGAAAUAGCCGCCGAUUCCAUGCGUGUCAAUGGAGCCAUUCGUCAAUUUAAGCAGCUCCGUAAGCCCAUCACUUUUUCCUCUAGUAUGUCAAUUGAGUAUUCUAUGAAAGCCCAGAAUUCUACAGAAUCUGAGACGGCGGCGAUCGCUCUCGUCGGUAUUACCCACGACCAGCCGCCCGUCUCAGCCGAGAGAAAAGCCCCAUCUUCCGGCUUCCACAAACCAAGCGUCGGCUACAGGCUCGGACGAAGGAAAGCGCUUUUCGAGAAACGGAAAAGAAUCUCCGAUUAUGCUCUUGUUAUGGCCAUGUUUGGUAUUAUUAUGAUGGUAGUAGAAAAUGAACUCUCUGCUGCAGGUGUUUAUAAUAAGGCAUCUGUAUAUUCUACUGCUGUUAAAACUUUGAUCUCCGUUUCUACCCUUAUGCUAUUAGGACUUAUAGUAGCUUAUCAUGCUCUUGAAGUACAGCUGUUUAUGAUAGACAACUGUGCCGAUGAUUGGAGGAUUGCCAUGACUCCUCACAGAAUAUCGCUUAUUUUUCUGGAGUUGGCCAUCUGCGCCGUCCAUCCCAUUCCUGGGGAAUACUACUUCACGUGGACCACGAAACUGGCCAAUCAGAACGGCAUAAUCGAAUCCAGAAAGGUGCCUAUUGAUGUCACUCUGUCCUUACCCAUGUUCCUACGCCUGUAUCUCAUUUGCAGGGUGAUGCUCCUGCACAGUAAACUUUUUACAGAUGCCUCAUCUAGAAGUAUUGGAGCCCUAAACAGAAUCAAUUUCAACACUAGGUUUGUCCUCAAGACACUGAUGACCAUAUGUCCUGGAACUGUCCUCUUAGUCUUCAUGGUCUCCUUAUGGAUCAUAGCUUCAUGGACUUUAAGAUUAUGUGAAAGAUAUCACGACGAAGAACACGCGAACUUAUUAAACACUAUGUGGUUGACGGCCAUUACUUUCCUAUCUGUCGGUUACGGCGACAUAGUGCCCAACACUUACUGUGGCCGCGGCAUCUCUGUCAGUACGGGUCUUAUGGGCGCGGGUUGCACUGCCUUAGUCGUUGCGGUCAUCGCCCGGAAACUCGAGCUGACUAGAGCAGAGAAGCACGUUCACAACUUCAUGAUGGACACUCAGUUAACCAAGAGGUUAAAGAAUGCUGCCGCCAACGUGUUGAGAGAAACUUGGCUUAUAUACAAGCACACUAAACUAGUUAAAAGAGUGAAUCAAUCAAAAGUCAGAGCACAUCAAAGGAAGUUCCUUUUAGCCAUUUAUUGUCUUAGAAAAGUAAAAAUGGACCAGAGAAAACUUAUGGACAAUGCAAACACCAUCACAGACAUGGCUAAGACGCAAAACUCUGUCUACGAAAUGGUUUCUGAAAUGAACCAGCGACAUGAAGUUCUUGAAGAAAGAGUAUUAUCAUUAGAGGAACGUUUAACUCUAAUACAAGAUCAGCUGGAGGCUCUUCCUGAUGUCUUAACAAAAGCUUUAUCAGCCCUUCCCACAUUCAGUUCUACAGAAGGGGGGCGGUCACAAAGUGACGCACAGCAAUUACAAGCCCCCCAACCAAGUAGCCGCCAUGUAUACCUUCAUCCUGAUGAUGCUGCAUCCUUGGCAAGUAGACCAAACUGGACAUCUGUCAAUUUAGCAAGUAGUAAUAGAACUCCACCACCACCCCUAGUGGUGCCACGUGCUUUAUCAACAGAGAACUAAAAGUGAAAUAUCUACACGAGAAAAAACAAUAAAACUUGAACGAAAUAUAAUCGAUUCAGACGAAAUGCUGAGCUGGAAAGCAUAAUGCUUUAGAGAGCUCAGAACAUUUAGUAUGUCGAUCAUAUGAACCUGGGAACAUAAAGGGCUUGGUAGAACAGUACUUGUCCAAGUAAAUAAAAGAUUAUACAGCUAUUACGACUUGAAGUUGGUUAUAACCAUACUGAGUCAUAAUUAAAGGCAAAGAGUUUUAAUCGAAAUGACAAAUCAUUGCUGGUAUCGAUUAAACAAUGAAUGUUUAAUGUACCAAGUACAUAUGUACGUCAUUCUGAAAUAUUAUUUCCACAUUUAGUGGAGCAUACACGCACAAAAAAUCAACAAUUUGUUUUAUCAAUGAGAAGGUAUCUGAACUAUUUUAAUUGAUGCUCCUUUUUAAUUAAUACUCAUUUUUCAAAACCUUAGAGUCUAACAAUGCUCUAAAACUCAUUUUAAUCACUGUGAAAGCAGUCAUUAUAUGCACAGUUAUAAUAAGCGCACUUAGGAAUAAUUCGGAAGUUACAAAAUUAAGCUAAGCAAUUUCAUUCAUAAAACCCCACGCGUAAUUUAUUUGUAUGUUUAAGUCUUAUUUAUUUUAGUUAUUCAAAAUAAAAAUUGAAACCAGCACAGCUUUGUCUUUUCGAUCCCUCGUGCAAAAAGAACUAGUCCCAGAAUAUACGAAAAAUUCCUUUUUUCGUUUCAAGUGCUUGUGCAUACUGGUGUCUGAAGAUAUAUCAUAAAAAAAAAAACAUUUUGUUUUGUAGAGAAGUGCAAAACAAGACAUUCUGAUAAAACUUUACAUAUAAAAACUUAACUCUGGUUGUCAUUCAUAAUCAGGGUGUACUUGCAAUGCUGCAGGAUCACAUUGCCGAUUAAUCGAUGGAGCCAACUU